This is a messenger RNA of Struthio camelus australis, 744 nucleotides long. The record is from RefSeq and is a predicted model, not a curated record. NCBI's taxonomy places the organism in Eukaryota, Metazoa, Chordata, Aves, Struthioniformes, Struthionidae.
AUGCCGCUGGGACCAGGCAGCAGCCCCGUCCAGGGCACGGGGACAGCAGCCCCCAUGACCACCCGCUGCCUGCCCUCUGCAUCCCGCUGCGGCUGCCCAGAGCUGCGCGGCACAGCCAAGCAGGUGGACCUAGACGAGGACCUGCCCCCGGGAUGUGCUGAGCCGGAUGACGAGGGGCAGCCAGGUGGGGAAGAUGUGCCUGUGGCGCCUUUGCCCCCGGAGGAGCCCUGCAAGCUGCAGCUGAGUGAGCCCAGCAGCAUCUUGCAGGCCAAGGAGAUCCAGGAGCUGGUGCCCCACCUGCCCCUCCGGCUGACCCAGCAGCCCUGGAGCCUACUGUACUGCACCACGAGGGACGGGUUCAGCCUGAAGACCAUGUACCGGCGCAUGAACCAUCUCAGCUCACCUGUGCUGCUGCUCAUCAGAGACACUGAGGCGCAGGCUUUCGGUGCCUUCUGCACCUCCACCAUUCGCAUGAGCAACUGCUUUUAUGGCACAGGGGAAACAUUUCUCUUCUCCUUCUCCCCGGAGCUCAAGGUGUUCACGUGGACGGGCAGGAACAGCUUCUUCAUGAAAGGAGACAUGGACCUGCUGAUGAUCGGUGGCGGCAGCGGGAAAUUUGGGCUGUGGCUGGACGGAGAUCUGUAUCACGGGGGGAGCCAUCCCUGCGAGACCUUCAACAACGAGCCCCUCUCUCCGCAGGAGGAAUUCUGCAUUCAGGCCUUGGAAGUUUGGGGCCUGGCCUGA